UUUUGUAGACUAUUAAAUGAAAAAGAGAAGCGACCUUUCAUUGAUGAAGCCGAGCGUCUACGAGUCCAGCACAAAAAAGAUUAUCCCGAUUAUAAAUACCAACCGCGUCGUCGGAAACCUCUCAAAACUUCUGGCGUUAGCAAUUCAGGAUCAGUCGAUGUACAGCACCACCUCCCACCAGGCAUGAUGUUAAAGUCACUUCAGAACUCACCCACUCCACAUAUGAGUGAUGGCGAGUCUAGCAAUUGCUCAAGUCCUCAUAACGGCUCACAUGGGCCACCGACUCCACCAACUACACCAAAUCAGCAGGAACUUAUAAAAUGCAUGGCAGAUCGUUCACGUCUCAGAAGCAUGGGAGGAUUACAUUCCCAGGCCCACCCCAUCGACUUUAGUCGGGUAGAUCUACGUGAACUUGGAAAUGAAGUAAUGAGUUUGGAUAACAUUGAUGACCAUGAACUUGACCAGUAUUUGGCAAUGAAUCCAGGUGCCAUCCUCUCGCACCAACAUAACGUCGCUGCGGCGGCAGCAGCUGCCACGGCCGCCGCAGCAGCCCAGUCUGAUAACGGAUAUACGUGCUACAACCAGGUCAGCCCGACUGCUGUCUCUACUGCUCCUACUUGGACUAGCAAUUACCGAGUUUCUGCAAGUGCUUGCGUGCAGCCUUUCAAUAAUGGAAGCCCAACCAGCAUUCCUUAUGAUUUAUCAUCGCAACAGCAACAACAACAGCAACAACAACAACAGCAACAACAGCAACAACAACAGCAGCAACAGCAGCAACAGCAACCACCACCUGCACAUCAAGCGGCCAACGGUCACAUAGGAAUGGCUUCUAAUAUGGUACCAAACAACAAUGCCAACAAUGCUAAUGUGAACAAUUCGAACAACACGAAUAACCCUAACAAUGGUGCAGUCGCUAAUAACAUAGGACAUCAUCAUCGCGGACCAGUUUAUACAACAGCCGCUGAAAACGAAUGUAAGUUCCGCGAACCUAAUUCCCCGGCAACCAUCAAACUGGAACACCUACAAGCACCCCCACCACCAGCACCCCAUGCGCAACCGCAACCACUGCCGCCUCACUUCCGUUGCGAAACAAACAAAUAUGAAGAAUAUGACAAUACAACAUCUCGUUAUUCUAUGAACGAUGACCAGAUAUACCCAGUAACAAACCACCAACAAACAUAUUACUCAAACCAUAAUGGACAAGUAGUUUCUAAUCCUUCUCCACCGACUUAUCAGUAUCUCACAAUGGCUAGACAAACCUUUAACCCCAUCGUCGCAGCAGGACCUGGAGAACAACCAUGGGAACGUUAUACAUGAAACAUUUAAAAUCGUUUUUCAUAUAUAUAUAUUUGUAAUAUAUAUAAAUAUAUAAUAAUGAUAUUAAUAUUAAUAUUGACGAUAAACUUCGGUAGAUCGAAAUUCCUUCCUCUUGUAAGGAAACAGUUGAUCUCAAAAGUACAAUUACAUGAAAACCCCUUGUGUAUAUGAACUAGUGAUUGUGAAAUAUAAGAAAUUGAAAAAGAAAGCAUUCUAAAACACUUGUUUAAAACUUCGGAGAAAAAAAUCUAAUGAUACUUUAAUGCUUUCAAAUGAUUUUUAUAUAUACAUAGAUAUGUGUAUGUGAAUGUGUGAGUGUGUGACUAGGGUGAAAGAGGAAAAUGCAGAGUCGGGGUUUAAACAGAGAUAUUCAAAUUGAAUAAAAGGUGACAAAAAGCAUGUUAAUUUACAUGAAUCUGAAAAUCAAAUCCUAUGACAUUUAAAGAGUUGUUUGUGUACAGGUCCAAGCGUUUCAUUAAAAACAUUUUUUUUAUGAAUCACACAUUUGUGUAGAGUAGACAUCAGAUUCUAGUUAAAGUAAAACUGUGCCUCUAUUACAAGAAAGACGAGGAAAAACUUUUCUCGUUUUAUCAACAAUAAUAAAUGAUGAUUAGAAAUUAUCAUUUGAAAUAGAACUUCUUGGGAAUAUUCCAAGAAUACAAAAUAUUCGAACUUUUCAAUUCAGCACAACAAGACUGGUGCUUAGAAAUGCAUGUAAAAAUCAAUUAACAGUAUAUCUUGUAUCAUACAAUUGACUGUUAAAAACUUUUAAUUUCA
Messenger RNA from Octopus sinensis (East Asian common octopus), 2094 nucleotides. Its product is annotated as transcription factor SOX-9. Gene Ontology annotation, molecular function: RNA polymerase II cis-regulatory region sequence-specific DNA binding; DNA-binding transcription factor activity, RNA polymerase II-specific. The transcript is spliced from 2 exons. Gene Ontology annotation, biological process: morphogenesis of an epithelium; negative regulation of transcription by RNA polymerase II. The record is from RefSeq and is a predicted model, not a curated record. The annotation marks the transcript as partial. Lineage: Eukaryota; Metazoa; Mollusca; Cephalopoda; Octopoda; Octopodidae. Gene Ontology annotation, cellular component: nucleus.